AUGUCAGUUUUUACUUCUGUGGAUAUUGAUUUCAAAGUGGCAUUAAAGUAUCGAAAGAGUCCUGCAGCAUUAGCUGCCAUUGAUGGAUUUCUAAAAACUGAUGAAAGACAAAGACUGGCAAAGGAGAGAAGAGAAGAAAGGGAGAAAUACCUUGCUGCUAGGGAACAGCAGAUACUGGAGAAGGAGAGAAGAGCAAAACUUCAAUAUGAAAAGCAAGUGGAGGAACGAUGGAGAAGACUGGAGGAACAGAGGCAGAGAGAGGAGCAGAAGAGAGCAGCUGUUGAAGAAAAACGGAGACAAAAGCUUAAAGAGGAGGAGGAACGUUUAGAAGCCAUGAUGCGUCGGUCCCUUGAACGCAGCCAGCAGCUGGAGCAGAAGCAGAAGCGAUGGUCGUGGGGAGGAGCACUGGCUGCAGGCUCAGGAGGGAGAGAUGGUGAAUCAGAAAAUACCCCACCCUCUGUUCUAGGUUUAGCUGCCAACACCCUUCCUCCAGACCCUGUGACCUCUACUGCUCCUGCUGAUUCCUUCAAUGCAUGUGACAAACUUUCAGCUUCUACAAUGAAUCUGCCAAAGCAAAUGGAAUCGCCAAUCAGUAAGCGCCUCUCCGCCUCCACAGCGGCAAUAACACAUUCCCCUGACAGAGCACCAGCUAGUCCUCUUAAAUCUCCCUACAAGCCUUCCCCCACCCGAAGCACUGACAGAAAGAAGGCAACUUCACCCUCCACUUCAGAUGCCAUGAAAGGGGCGGCUGCAGCUGAAGUUACUCAGACUGAGAAGAUCAAGAAAGAGAAGCGAGCCGCAACACCUGGUUCGUCAUCUGGUAUGGGAUCUCCUCUAAGAAGGUCUGAUUCUCCUGCUGCCCUGUCCAGAAGAUCUGCAUCACCUGCAACACCUAAGACAGUUGCAAAGACUUAUCCUCAGUCUCCUAAAAAUGCCAAACAAUAUCCAGCCUCUCCUGUGAAGCAUCGUGCCACUUCUAAUCUCAACCAGGAAACUCCUAAAAAGAAAGCAGACAAGGAGAAAGAAAAUGUCAGUCAGCAAAAAUCCCCGGGAGCACGUACUGAUGAGGCAGGCCAGGUGGCUUCUGAAAAGCAUGUGCCUUCUGCAGGAAAGACUGAAAACAGUGAAGGGAAGAUCACGGCAGGAACAACUGAUGCAGAUCAAGCCUCAAAAAUUCUAGCUGAAAAAAGACGACAGGCCCGCCUGCAAAAAGAACAAGAAGAAAGGGAGAGACAGGAAAGAGAAGAACGGGAGAGGCUUGAAAGAGAAGAACAGAAAAGAAAGGCAGAAGAAGAAAGACUUCGUCUAGAGGAAGAGGCUCGUAAGAAGGAGGAGGAAAGAAAACGUGAAGAAGCAGCAGCUAGAAAAAAGGCAGAAGAGGAAGCCAGGAGAAGAGCUGAGGAAGAACAAAUGCUAAAAGAAAAGCAAGAAAAAGAGCUCCAAGCCAAACUUGAGAAACAGAGGGAAGAAGCAGAAAUCAAAGCCCGUGAGGCAGCUGAACAGCUUCGUCUUGAAAGGGAACAAAUCAUGCAGCAAAUUGAGCAAGAAAGACUGGAGCGGAAGAAGAGAAUAGAUGAGAUAAUGAAGAGAACAAGGAGGAGUGAAACACCAGAAAUAAAGAAGGAAGAGCCAAAACUGGAGGUACCAUCAACUUUGAAUGUGGAGAAACAACCAAAGGCCCUUGUUCUCAACCAGCCAGAGAUCAAUGGAUUGGCAGCCUGCCUGAAAAAUAAAAGCUUAGAAAGUGCUGCCACUGUAAUCCCUUCCCAAGAUGUAGUUGCUAAUGGACUCAAGUCGGUUCCAGGACUUAUUCAGCUGGAAGCUGUUGAUGGGAAGUCUAACAGCAUGGAAGAUUCAACAGAUGAGGUUCAGUCCAUGGAUGUGAGCCCGGUUUCAAAAGAAGAACUUAUCUCUAUCCCUGAAUAUUCACCCAUGAAUGAACUUAUGCCCGGUUCUUUGGACCAAAAUGGGACAAGUAAUGCCAAGGCUCUUGAAGAUCUCUUGGAUUUCACAGGCCAAGCUACAUACUCCAAGAUGUCCAGUGAUACCAUUAGCCUCGAUGACUGUAACAAAAACUUGAUUGAGGGAUUUAACAGUCCAGGACAGGAAAAUACACUGAAUUCUAUCUGUUGACGACCUCGCUGUUCAGCCGAACGGAUAAAGAGGUAGCAGUUUGUGGAGGAUGUAUCUCCCCGUGAUGCUGCUGGCAGUAAAAUAUGAGCUUGUCACUUGAAAAAGCUUCUGCAGUCUGGAACACUGGAUUUCAAAUAAUCAGAGCUGAAUAUAACUUUGUCUUCCCGGGGAAUACGUUGAAUAACCGUCUGCUUUUGGCAGAAAUCAGUGAUCUAGAGCCUUGAUGGUUUCAGGGAAGACCGAGUGUGCAUUAGAAUUUGAGCUUUAGCUGCUAAUUAAAGCACUUACUACUACUUUUAAUUUAAAAAUCAUCUCAACAUUUCACUGUGAUUUUUACCUGUGCAUUUUAUUUUGAAACGAUUCUCCCGUAAGCUUUAUCAUACAUCUAUUUAGACAUCUUUUUUCUGUAAAUAAUGAUGAGGUUUGCCCACAGUGCAUUGAAAUGAAAUAAUAUACUGUACUUCAGCUUUGUGCCUAUCUUUUUUUGUCUUUAAUAAGGAGUUAUUGGCAACUUUUAUGCAGGUAUGUAAUUCAAAACUAUAGCUGAAGAGGCUUGAAAAACAU
Messenger RNA from Opisthocomus hoazin, 2697 nucleotides. Lineage: Eukaryota; Metazoa; Chordata; Aves; Opisthocomiformes; Opisthocomidae. The record is from RefSeq and is a predicted model, not a curated record.